Messenger RNA from Brassica rapa (field mustard), 1200 nucleotides. It is a transcript of the gene WRKY48, whose product is annotated as probable WRKY transcription factor 48. Gene Ontology annotation, molecular function: sequence-specific DNA binding; DNA-binding transcription factor activity. NCBI's taxonomy places the organism in Eukaryota, Viridiplantae, Streptophyta, Magnoliopsida, Brassicales, Brassicaceae. Gene Ontology annotation, biological process: regulation of DNA-templated transcription. The record is from RefSeq and is marked provisional.
AUGGAGAAGAAGAUAGAACAUCAACAAAAGGAGCAGCUCAACAGUACCAAGAACACAGAGACCAAGAUAGAUCACCAAGAAAUACAAAUCUCUCAAGCAUCAUCUUCAUCAUCACACAUGGCGAAUCUAGCUACGUCAUCAGAUCAUCAUCUUCAUCAGUUGGAGCUAGCUGGGAACAACAUCAAUUUCUCAAGCAUCUUUGAUACUCCAAUAUCUUUACCUUUUCCUUAUUCUUAUUUCGAAGAUCACUCCUCUAAUAAUCCCAACUCUUUUCUUGACUUGCUCAGACAAGACCAGCAUCAAUUUGCUUCAUCCUCUAACCCAUCUUCUUUCUCAUUCGAUGCCUUUCCUCUCCAAAACAACAACGAUACCAAUCUCUUUUUCACUGAUUUACCCUUGCCUCAAGCUAUAACAACAAAGGCUGAGUCAUCAGAAGUUGUCAACACAGCACCGACAUCUCCAAACUCAACCUCAGUCUCCUCUUCAUCCAACGAAGCUGCAAAUGAUAAUACUAAUAAGGAGGUUGCUGUUAAAGAUCAAGAAGGAGAUCAACAAGAGCACAAGGGUACUAAGCCACAGUUAAAGGCAAAGAAGAAGAACCAAAAGAAGGCAAGAGAGGCUAGGUUUGCGUUUCUGACCAAGAGCGAUAUUGAUAACCUUGACGACGGUUAUAGAUGGAGAAAGUACGGCCAGAAAGCUGUCAAAAACAGUCCUUAUCCCAGAAGCUAUUAUCGUUGCACCACAGUAGGUUGUGGAGUGAAGAAGAGAGUGGAGAGAUCCUCCGAUGAUCCUUCCAUCGUCAUGACAACCUACGAAGGUCAACACUCCCACCCUUUCCCCAUGACGCCACGUGGACACCUCGGAAUGCUCACGUCACCAAUCCUUGACCAUGGUGCAACAACCGCGUCAUCAUCAUCAUUCUCUAUCCCUCAGCCACGCUACUUGCUAACUCAGCAUCAUCAACCCUACAACAGCAUGUACAACAACUCUCUAAGCAUGAUCAAUAGAAGCUCCCCCGAUGGUACUUUCAUUAAUCCAGGGCCAUCAUCAUUCCCUGGAUUUGGUUAUGAUCAUAUUCCACAAGCUUCUACGACGACUACUUCUGCCAUUAGAGAUCAUGGAUUACUUCAAGAUAUUCUUCCUUCGCAGAUCAGAGAGGAUACUGUUAACGCCCAAAUCGUUGAAGAGGAUAAGAAAUGA